CUAUCCUCCAUCUCUCCCACGCCGAUGCUCGAUGUACCAUGGCGUGCAAUGCCAUCGUCAUGCCUCAAGCAACACCUCCGCCACAUCAUCCUCCGCACACGCGUCAACUACUCCCCACAAUGUCGCCGUGGCUUCCAAACGAGCACUCGGUACAGGCAAGACGACGCCGGCGCAGACAAGGUCUUUUUGAGGAGCAAUGCCGUCGAUGAUAGGAGGAGAGCGCGGUACCGCCUUGCAUACCCGCUUGGUCGCGUGGUCGGGCAGCCAGGGCGUCGACAACGACAGACCACCGAGACUUUGAAGAUUGCCUCGAUGCAGCAGCCUUUUGAUGUGGUGGUGAUGCGCGACAUGCCCGAGGCGAAGAAGUCGAAGAGCGCGGAGAUUACACCUACAAGCCCGCCUGCUUUGAAUUUGAGCAGUGGCAUUUCGACUUCUGGAGAGGAGCCUACUCAAGAGGAGAUCAAUGAGUCCAUCGAGGCGCUGCGGCCGCAGUUCAGCAUACUGGAUCAGCACGAGUUUGACAGACUAGUGGCGGAGCUGGUCAAAGGCUACAACAGGAAACAGUUGGCGGCGUAUUUGGCUGCUGCGACCCGACCGGUCGAUAGUACUGCAGGCGAGCGAGAAAGCACAUCGCGUCGAAGAGCGACAGUGUGGCGUCCUGUUAUGUCUUCCCCACCGGAAGAAUCUACCGAAAUCGCAAAGGGGAAGAUGGGAAAGGGUAAAAUGAAACAUCUAGCCAACCAGAUCCUUCGCGCCGCUUGGAACGUGAGGAUAGAUGCUGAAGAGCAGCGCCUCGGACUGAUAUCUUUGCCGCUGGAGGACUGGCAAUCUCGCUACCUUUUCAGUCGCGCGUCUCCAAAUGGACAAUUCGUAUACGAACAACUUAUUCAAUCGCCACUGUUGCUCCGCGCGUCAAGAAUCACCCAGAAUAUCCACCAAGGCCUCAUGCACGUCACUGCUCGGCGACAAGAUGCCGAAGAGAUUAUCACCCUCAUUGAAGCAGGGUUGCGGGACGUUGGCAGGCUUGAUUUGAGUCUUGCACCCUUCAAGUCAAUACUGGAAACACAAAAGCCUGAUUCGGCACAGGGCAUCGCUCAGCUGUUCCCGCCCUCAGUCCUCGCAGAGAUAGAGCGACACUCGUCGAGCAUUCUCCAACCGGAUUUUGACGGACGUGUGUUGCGUAUACAUGCCCGAUCUGAGAUGGAGAGAGAAUAUGCCCAACGCCUCUUCCUCUCAAGGCUGCCUCUGCAUGCCCCGAGCGCAAUCACGUCGCUGAGUCUGGGAAAGAACGAGGCGAAGUGGACUCAGCACGACGGCCUGGCUGUGGAACCAACCGCCAAUCUGCCGUUUCGACACCAUGGUACUCAGUUCUUCCGGCCCACCGCAGUCGCGAGGACUAUGAAGGAUGUGUCAGAUGCACCAAUACGGGCGCAUGCGAAGAAGCUGUGUGACGAUAUAGCCACAGCCGUGCGUGCAAGCGAUACAAGAGCUCUCCCAGGCGACAAGAUUCCCGACAGCAGCUACUGGGAACGUCCACAUGCCGCAACCGCGCCAAAUCAAGAACUGCAACUCUGCAAGAUCCUCAAUCCCCUGCCGACUCAGGCUCAGCGCGGUAAGAAGAAAGUCGGCAAACCGGAGCGCCAACCACUCCAGGCGACGGCUAUACAAUAUGAAGUCCCUGGCCUCAACACCCUGCUUUCAUACUUCCAACCCGCCAAAGCGCAGCAAUACGCUUUCGAUGAUGCAUUCCUGAAAUCACCAACUCUCGUUGCGCACUUCAUCCCGUCGCCGUUCACCAGCGCGGGGGUGACAGUCCUGCAACACACCCCUCGGAUUCAGCUGCACUUUGACUACGCAGAUGGCGCCGACGGGCAAAGUCUUCACUUGUCGCGCAUGCAGGCUACGUUUCAGCAUGCCUUCAAUCGCAUACCUCUGUUGAAUGACACGAGUGAUUUGCAGCUGGUGAAAUGGCACAGUCUGACAGCUCAGAGGGAGCAGGCAGAGCAAGAUACAGAAAUCGCUCGCUUCACGCGGACGCUGCGUCACUCCGUUUCUGCUGGGAGUGGUGCUCUUGUCGGUGACCCUACGGUGAAGUUCAAGAUUCCUUCGCACUUCCUCCGGCAAGACUCGGCUGGGCAGGAAGAUGUUGAGGUGGAAUACGUCUUUGAACGCUUUGAGCAGAGGCAGAGCGCGGAUUUGGUGCCCGCGCGCGACGACGAGAUACUACAGACGGCGAAGGACGAGCUGAGACAGAUGGUGGACGGAUGGCCGGCUUCGGCGCGUCUGCGAUAUAGUGAAUGGCAGAGCGGGGUUGUUGGAGGGAGUGGAAAGGGGGUUAGUCUUAUUAUUGAUGAAGCUGCGCAUGGUGAGAUGCAUGCUGGAGAGAGGAGGAAGAGGGAUGUGGCAUUGAUGGCGACCGCUUUGGGGCUGACACGGUGUCUUACUCUGGCCACCGCCCGGGAAAUCUCCCCUCUAUCGGCGAUGAAUAGACGCUGAUAUAUGAAUAAAUCGUGUGUGAAUAAAGACUCAUACAGCUGGU
This is a messenger RNA of Neohortaea acidophila, 2539 nucleotides long. RefSeq lists its product as uncharacterized. NCBI's taxonomy places the organism in Eukaryota, Fungi, Ascomycota, Dothideomycetes, Mycosphaerellales, Teratosphaeriaceae. The record is from RefSeq and is a predicted model, not a curated record. The coding region runs from base 25 to 2496 and encodes 823 amino acids. The transcript has a single exon.